Molecule: messenger RNA, 5293 nt
Organism: Synchiropus splendidus (mandarinfish)
Lineage: Eukaryota; Metazoa; Chordata; Actinopteri; Syngnathiformes; Callionymidae
Gene: ptpn5
Product: protein tyrosine phosphatase non-receptor type 5
Exons: 17
Coding region: 646-2361 (571 amino acids)
Biological process (GO): protein dephosphorylation
Molecular function (GO): protein tyrosine phosphatase activity
Source: RefSeq, a predicted model, not a curated record
GAGCCGCUCAGCAGGUGCAGUUUCACUCCAUCAACUUUCAGCUUCAUCUUUCGGACUUGGACCGUGCGAAAGGCGAACUUGAGGUUUACCUUCAGUGCCGCGGAGAAGACGAGCAAGGUCCACAUGGGGAGGAGGAACCGCGGCGGGGGCUUCAUGUUUCACGAAGACCCAGAUGCAGUUUCCGCUGGUCUCAGAUCAGCUGCGGGAGUUCAACGACUUCAACUAUACUUCAGCCGCCAUUGAAAACUUCAAAAAAAAUAAUCUACCCGUGAAGGAAGACUAAACUAGACAGUGACCAGUACGACGAGGCUGGACAGAACACUUGGUUUGGUUCCAAACUUCAAGGAAAGCUUUUACCUCUGCUACCCUCCACUGCCUCCCUCCGUCUCUGGCUGUUGCACCGUCUCUCCCAUACAUGUGAGCUGGGUCCGCUCUCACUCAGACGGAGGAGCAGUAAAGGGAUUGGCGUGGUUCUCUGUGUUUGGCUGAGAGGAAACAGGGAGACAGAUGGUGAUGUGAAGACAGAUUUCACUCCGGUGCAUAAUGGCUAACAACAGCUGGCUGACAACGCAUAACGGUUUCAUCUUGAUCAUGUGAUCUGCUCCAUCACCCCGCAGACGUGCACAACACUAUCACACGAGGAUCAUGACCCGUCGGCUUAGCAGCUCCACUCGUUCCCACACAGAGGACUCUAUCUUCCUGAGGCCAGAUGAGGAUCCUGUUUGGUUGGAUGAGCCCACGAAGGGUGAAAAAAUUGGUGACAGAGUUCCAAAAAGAGACAGGCAGUCAGAGUUUAAAGAUGGAACCCUGGAGGUGCCGGGAUUACAUGAGGAAGAGGUGCUGCUGCGCAAGGUUUACCUCACGGUGGUUGAGUUCCACUGCUGGGCUGCGCUGUUCGUCGUCUCCCAAGUUACAGGCUACUGGUUGUUUUUUGUGAUGGAAGGAAACGGCCCUUUCUCUUCCAUCUAUAAAGCCCUUCAGGUCAUCUACUUCUACACCAGUUUAAUUCUGCCCUGUCACCCCAUUUUUGGAAUGGACUCUGUGCUGGUGAUAAAGGAACUGGAGAACACCAAACAACACUACUGGAUUGUCCACAGCACGACAGGCAUCGGCGUGUCCAUCUGUGUCAUUAUGGUUUUCCAAAUGGUGAGCAAAUGGCGUAACGGAUGGUGUGCGUCGGGAUCCUUACCAAAGGAGAUGAAUGAUCGACGGCAGUCUGUGAGUCGCCAGCCCUCCUUCACCCUCUCAGAGUGGACGGAUGCUCAGGAGGAUCUCCAGGACUUGGACCCUGUCCCACAAACUCCAGUGUUCGAAUUAGGGAACGACAGCAAGAAUGACGGGGAUGCUCCAACUCUCCUCGUCACACCAGUGGGACUCCAAGAGAGGAGGGGCUCUAAUGUCUCCCUGACCCUGGACAUGUGUACGCCAGGCUGCACAGAGCCUUAUGGCUACGGUGCACAGUUGUCCCCAAGAGACCAGUCGGCCCAGGAAUACCUCCGGGAGGGAACUCAUGUCCUCACCCCGGCUAUGCUUCACACACGGGCAAUGGAUGACCAGAGCCUGCAGGCGGAGUUUUAUGAAACUCCCAUGAACUUUGUGGACCCGAAGGAGUAUAACUAUCCAGGACUGGUGAGAAAGAACCGCUAUAAAACCAUUCUACCCAACACACACAGCAGAGUAAUUCUGAAGUCCCCGGAUGACGACGAUUUCCUCUCUACCUACAUUAAUGCCAAUUAUCUGAAAGGUUACGGUGGUGAAGAGUGUGCGUACAUCGCUACACAGGGUCCAACUGUGAACACGGUCGGGGACUUCUGGAGGAUGGUGUGGCAAGAGCGAUGCCCCAUCAUUGUCAUGAUUACCAACCUGGAGGAGAAAAACGAGAAAUGUGCCGAGUACUGGCCCGAAGAUACUGUUACCCACGAGGGCAUUGAGAUCACCGUUGUCACGGUAACACAGGAAGAUGACUACAGUCUGAGAGUUUUCACUUUGAGGUGUGGGGAUGAGGAGAGGAGCCUGCAACAGUACUGGUACACCUCAUGGCCAGACCAGAAGACACCGGACAAAGCGCCACCACUUCUCGAGCUCGUGCAGGAAGUGGAAAGAGCCAGAGAGGAAGCGCUGCCAUCCAGUGGCCCCAUCAUCGUGCACUGCAGCGCUGGCAUUGGUCGAACUGGCUGCUUCAUUGCCACCUCCAUCCUGUGCAGGCAGCUGAGAACUGAGGGUGUGGUGGACAUACUGAGAACCACAUGUCAGCUCCGUCUGGACAGAGGCGGGAUGAUCCAAACGUGUGAGCAGUACCAGUUCGUGCAUCACGUCCUCAGCUUGUAUGAAAAGCAGCUCUCUCACGCUUCUGAGGAAUAGUGAGCGCCGCUGCCCAACUCGACGAGACACACCACUGUACAUCGUGCCGCCUCUGGUGGUACACGCCACUGUACCUAGCAUCAUUUCUACCCACCCCCUUAUCGACGGCUAAAUCUUUUCAUCCAAAACUGACGUCUUUUUCCAUCAUUAUCUGGACUAGUUUCAACCUGCAUCUUCACAGCUGUUUCUUUUAUGAUUCAUUACUGUUGUCCAGGUACUGAACAGGAGGACGAAGUUGUUAGCAUUAUAAUUCAAGUAUAGAAGAUGAGGAACCAGCCGAGUGAAAAGACACAAUAAUGUCGUGUUCACAUGCUUUUCAGGACAUUGCACUUUUAAAUGUGUGUUCAUCUGUUUAAAGGAUGAAAUAUUAUUUGAAAAUUCAAUCAAUUUACAAAGAAAAAUUUCAUCCAAUUAUAGCUACAUCUGACUUGUAAAACGUCUUUUUCUGUUGGGAUUAGGAACCAGUAGCUACUUAGCUUGACACCUCUAAACAGUACACUCUCAUUUAAAAAAAAAAAUCCUGUUUUGUUUAUUUGAAGCUGAAUUCUGCCACCGGCGAGCAAAUAAGCAAAAUGUGAAAUGAUGUAGUGAGCAUUGGUCUACUAUUGGUCGGAAUGUGACCCCUUGACAGACGUUUGUGUUUUACCAAGUGCCCAUUCUUGGAGAGCUAUAUAACAAAAUGACCAAAUAAUCAAAAGCUUAUGGAAGCAAAAAAAAAAAGCUGCUCUAUAUGCAUCGAGAUUCCUGGUGUGGGCAUGAUAGGCCACAACCCUCUUUGAUAUUCAAUUUGUGCUGGUGUUACAUACCACAUCAGUAUCUGAGUAUCUAUACAUCAUUUUAAUUUCGAAUUUUGGCAUGAUAAUAAAUAUCAAGUUCAAAUUAAAAGUCCAGUUGUAGUAAGAGUUGCUUUUCAUAGAGGCAUUCACUUCAUUUACAAGGUUUUCUGCCCAUUGCUUUUGUACCCCACCAGCACAUGAACACACUGAAAGUACAUUUCAUUUCAACAUAUUGUGUAAUGUAAAAAAAUAUAUAUAACAGAAGGCUUGACUUUUGGUGCCACCUCAUCUUCAGGUUGCAUGGUGCUAAGUGUUCCUUAAAGGCAUGUGCAAUGUUUUGGAACAAAGGAAUGUAAAACAAUUAUGAAUUAACCAAUUUAGAUUUCUGCAUUCAAGUUUUUACACCGCUGCCUGUGCAGUACUCAAAUUGCCCACACCGUUUACAGUCAAGCGAUCCUGCAUAAAACAAACAGAUCAUCUUGGAGUCCUCACAGGGCGAACCAGAUUCAAGGAGUAGAAAUGAGUGCUGUACAAAGGAACAUCACUGGAGUUCAGCGAAAUGUCUUUCUUACCUUGAAGCACAGGGAAAAAAAACUGUGAUGGAGUCUCUCAUGAAACAGGAGUAAGCUUCGCUCGCUCUGUGAGGCUUCUGCGACAACAGUAGCUCACACAUUAGACACCCAUGAUUGUUGUACAAACAGGUCAGGCCAAAUCUGUAUGAAGCACAAUAGACCAACCGAGGUUGUCUCUCUGAUGUUCAGCUGUAAAAGUUAUUUUUUCUGUAUUGUGUUUUUGAUCGUUUAAUGGAUUGCAUGUGCUGUAUGGGACUCCGAAGGUCCACAAUCAAAGCGACGUGAUUGGUUGUCCCUGCUUUUUUCGUUGUGUAAAAGGUUUUAAAGCCUAUUAUUAUAUUCUAUUGCUUGCUCUCGGCCAAUGCUUUUGAUACAGUUUGCUUUUGUGAAACCAACCAGAGAUAUUUUUAGAACAUUUUGAUACAAUCCUUUCGAGUAGAUGCCUUGUGUAUAUUUCUGUUUACACCAUGACGGAAUGUAGCUUAUACUGUGGAUCGAACCAUUGAUUUAUAUCGCUGAUUUGACAGAACACGAUGUGACAACUACCUGAGUUACCGUCAAUUCCUAAAAAGAAAAACAUGUUUCGUCUUCAGUAUUGUUACUUUAUGCCGUUAGGCAUAGCUUUGAUAUGCUUUGCUUUUGUAUGUUCUUUUUAAAUUGGUGGAUAUUCACAUCGGAAUCAGUCUUUGACCUUGAAGUUUAGAACCACCCCUUAAAACAAGGACGUGAAGUUCAAAAUCUUGCAUCUUUCCUUUGCAUCAAUGGAGUAUUAUCAUCAGACUAAGAUUGGAUCUGAAAUGGCACCUUUCCUACUUCAUCCGCUGCCACAUUAAGUACUUGCAUGUCUUUCAGCUUACUUUAUCUGUGCCAGGCAAUAUAUUUCCACCUGUUGGCUGCCGCACCCUACGAGUUGGUUUCCUCAGGCCUCCAUCUUUUUUAGCUUCCUGAAAACAAAUUAAAUUCCUCAGUGCCAUUGUUGCUAUUUUAUUUUUUUAAUACAUCCAUAGCUUUAGGGACAUUUUCAACAAAAAAAAGAUGUCUUCUACUCCCUUUUUUUAAACUCACUGAUUGGCGGAAAUAUGUUCGAUGGUGGUCAUAAACUUUUUGAGCGAGACUGUAACAGACUCAUCUCUUCCUUCAGGCUAAUUUCAUAUAUGAAAUCAUCGCUAUGUAAGGCAGCUAAACUGUUUUCUCUGAUUUCAAUAGACUAUGAAAAGCAAAAAAAAAGAGAGAUCAUCACAAUCAUGUAUAAUAGAUAUUUGAAAAUACAUUUGGACCAAUACAUGAACAUCAGAUAUCCAACUGCCAAAAACUCCUUUCGCAGAACCACAAGAAAAGCUACAAUCUGUCAAUUGACGACACGACCCUCUGAAAUUGUUGCCUAAAUGUGACUGAAUUCCAUUUGCUUCGCUUGUUUUUUGAUGUUAAAUUGUCUUUUAAUGAGAUUUUGGUUGUUGAGAUAACCACAUAGAUAGACUUACCACCAACCAGCGAGUAGUCCUCUUCUCUGCUAUAGUAUUGCUUUCAGUUGUGAGGUUUUGCAUUUAAAUAAAGGUAGAUUUUCAUGAUCGCCUGUUCUUUUUU